Molecule: messenger RNA, 942 nt
Organism: Coccomyxa subellipsoidea C-169
Lineage: Eukaryota; Viridiplantae; Chlorophyta; Trebouxiophyceae; Coccomyxaceae
Product: katanin-like protein
Exons: 7
Coding region: 1-942 (313 amino acids)
Biological process (GO): microtubule severing
Cellular component (GO): microtubule cytoskeleton
Molecular function (GO): ATP hydrolysis activity; ATP binding
Source: RefSeq, a predicted model, not a curated record
AUGCCAAGCGUCCUCCACCGCUUCAGCGGGCCCGAUCAAGAUCUCGCUGCUGCCCUGGAAAGGGAUGUGAUGGAUACGAGCCCGGGCGUGCACUGGGAGGACAUUGCUGGGCUGGAGCAGGCGAAGCGGCUACUGCAGGAGAAUGUGGUGCUACCGCUGUACAUGCCUGACUUCUUCCAGGGCAUUCGCCGUCCUGUCAAGGGCGUGCUGAUGUUUGGGCCACCAGGCACAGGGAAGACAAUGCUGGCCAAGGCAGUUGCCACAGAGUGCCAGACCACCUUCUUCAACGUGUCUUCCUCUACUCUGGCCUCCAAGUACAGGCAAUCUGAGCGCAUGGUGCGGUGCCUGUUUGAGAUGGCUCGCGCGCUGGCGCCCAGCACCAUCUUCAUCGACGAGAUUGAUGCGCUUUGCUCCUCACGCGGUGCGACCGGUGAGCACGAGGCCAGCCGCCGCGUGAAAACGGAGAUCCUGGUGCAGAUCGAUGGCAUGCACUCCCAUGCUGACCCUGGCCAGAAGGGGCAGGUGAUGGUGUUGGCAGCCACAAACUUCCCCUGGGACAUUGACGAGGCACUGCGGCGGCGCUUGGAGAAGCGAAUCUACAUCCCCCUGCCUGCAGCACCAGAGCGGUCUGAGUUACUGCGCCUUGCCCUCAAGGAGGUUGAUGUGGCGGAUGAUGUGGACUUCGACCAGCUGGCAGCGCUGACAGAGGGCUACAGCGGCGAUGACAUCACCAACGUGUGCCGCGAUGCUGCCAUGAACGGCAUGCGCACCAAAAUUGCCGGCAAGACUCCUGAGCAGAUCAGGGCCAUGCGGCGGGAGGACGUCAAUCAGCCGGUCAACAUGCAGGACUUCCACCACGCUCUGCAGCGCAUCAACUCCAGCGUAUCAUUGACAGACGUCAAGCGCCACCUAGCAUACAUGCAGGAGUUUGGCAGUGUGUGA